AUAAAGCCUCCAUUUCCCACGACCCGGAAACAUCCUCCAUCUUUCUUCACUUCACUCCACUCUUAAACCCUAACCAGAAACCACCCUCACCUCACCCUCACUCACUAGCCCUCCACUUCGCGACUCAGUCCGCAACCCGGCACCUGUUUCGCCAUGUCCGAGCUCGAGAUGUCCCGCUCCGAGAAGAAGAAGAAGAAGCACCGCUCCAAGGACGGCGAGCCCGAGAACCGCUACUCGGCGGCGACCCACAAGGACGCCGACGACGCCGCCACCGAUGACUACAUGAUCAAGCCCCAGUCUUUCACGCCCUCCAUCGACACCUCGCAGUGGCCGAUCCUGCUCAAGAACUACGACCGACUCAACGUCCGGACGGGGCACUACACCCCGCUCCCCUCCGGCUUCUCCCCUCUCAAGCGGCCCCUCGCCGAGUACAUCAGGUACGGCAUCCUCAAUCUUGAUAAGCCCGCGAACCCCUCGUCGCACGAGGUCGUCGCGUGGAUCAAGCGCAUCCUCCGGGUCGAGAAGACGGGCCACAGCGGCACCCUCGACCCGAAGGUCACGGGGAACCUGAUCGUUUGCAUCGACCGGGCCACCCGGCUCGUGAAGUCCCAGCAGGGCGCGGGGAAGGAGUACGUGUGCGUCGCGAGGCUGCACUCGAAGGUCCCGGAGGUCGCGAAGGUGGCCCGGGCGCUCGAGACUCUCACUGGGGCGGUCUUCCAGAGGCCGCCCUUGAUUUCUGCCGUGAAGAGGCAGCUUAGGAUUAGGACCAUUUACGAGAGUAAGCUAUUGGAGUACGACGUCGACCGGCAUUUGGUCGUUUUCUGGAUAUCCUGCGAGGCAGGCACUUAUGUGAGGACGAUGUGCGUGCAUUUGGGGCUUAUUUUGGGUGUUGGAGGGCAUAUGCAGGAGCUGAGGAGGGUUCGGUCGGGGAUUCUCGGUGAGAAGGAUAACAUGGUGACGAUGCACGAUGUGAUGGAUGGUCAGUGGUUGUAUGAUAAUUAUAGGGAUGAGAGCUAUUUGAGGAGGGUGAUUAUGCCACUUGAGGUUCUGCUGACGAGUUACAAGAGGUUGGUGGUGAAAGAUUCAGCAGUGAAUGCCAUCUGUUAUGGUGCGAAGCUGAUGAUUCCGGGGUUGCUGAGGUUUGAGAAUGAUGUCGAGGUUGGGGAGGAAGUCGUGUUGAUGACUACCAAAGGGGAAGCUGUCGCAUUGGGCAUUGCUGAAAUGACCACGGCCGUGAUGGCAACUUGUGAUCACGGUGUGGUGGCAAAGAUUAAGAGGGUUGUUAUGGAUCGGGAUACUUAUCCGAGGAAGUGGGGGCUCGGCCCGAGGGCGUCUAUGAAGAAGAAACUGAUGGCUGAAGGGAAGUUGGAUAAGCACGGAAAGGCGAAUGAGAAGACCCCUCAAGAAUGGCUUAGGAAUGUGGUUCUCCCAACUGGUGGAGAUUCUAUGGUUGCCAGUCUUGCUGCUGCAGCUGAACCGGCAAAGCCAGAGAAGGAGAUUUCUGUCGUUGGGGAGGGUUCCGUUCUCGAGAAGAAGGAGAAGAAAAGGAAAAGUAAGGAUGAGGAUGGUGAGGUGGAUGAUGGUAAUGUUGCUCCUGCUAAAAAGGCCAAGGUGGAAGAAGCCGAGGAAGUCGAGAGGGAAGAGAAAGUGAAGAUUAAGAAGGUGAAGGAAGAUGCGGUGGAAUUGGAAGUUGAAAAGAAAGAGAAGAAGAAGAAGAAGAAGAAGAAGGACAAAGAGAAUGGUGAUGUGUCUGCGGAUGAGGAGACGGCUCGGAAAGAAAAGAAGGGGCACAAGGAUAAGGCUGCCGAAGCUGUUUCUCCAGAUACAGAGAAAUCGGAGAAGAAGAAAAAGAAGAAACAGAACAAAGAAGCUGACGAUGCUACCAGCAAUGGUAGGGAUGACGAUGGGGAUAAAUCGGAGAAGAAGAAGAAGAAGAAAGAGAAGAAAAAAGACCGAGAAGAAUGAUCGUAACGGGUGGAAUAACUCUUACGUCAUUUAGUAUCUGCUCAUCGGGAUCGAUCUCAUCCAUGGACAAGCGGCGAACAGCUCCUGCAAUUUCCUUAUGUAUUUCAAUGAGAAUUGAAACUGAUCCUGCGGCUGAGCUCUGUUUUAUUUGUAGGUUAUCUUCUCUAGUUGUUCAACAUGUCUCUCCUGGUUUCUACUUGCAUUGUUUAAUUGCUGUUGUUUAUGCUUUUGUUUUGCUCUUCUUCGUCUUUUUGAUCCAAUACAUGGCAUUCGCUAUUGCAAGGAUAUUUAUCUGGA
This is a messenger RNA of Rhodamnia argentea, 2262 nucleotides long. RefSeq names its product H/ACA ribonucleoprotein complex subunit 4. The transcript has a single exon. Gene Ontology annotation, cellular component: box H/ACA snoRNP complex. The record is from RefSeq and is a predicted model, not a curated record. Bases 154 to 1965 code for a protein of 603 amino acids. Gene Ontology annotation, molecular function: pseudouridine synthase activity; RNA binding. NCBI's taxonomy places the organism in Eukaryota, Viridiplantae, Streptophyta, Magnoliopsida, Myrtales, Myrtaceae. Gene Ontology annotation, biological process: snRNA pseudouridine synthesis; mRNA pseudouridine synthesis; box H/ACA sno(s)RNA 3'-end processing.